AUGAGCAAUUUUCUCGAUAACAACGAAUGCUCCAAUUUUCCAGAUAAUUGCGGUCCACUUUCAGCUGAUAUUGAGAUUGAAGGAGUCGGCAUUUACAUCUCCUUCCUUGCCACGGCGCUUUUAACACUCUCGGCCGCAGUCAUACGUCUUCCAUGCCAACUUGCGCUUCAUUCCUAUGAAUAUGCCGAACAUGCAAAGCCGGAAUAUCACGAUUUUGAUCAUCAAUCCAACAAGGGUACAGCAGCAAAUCUAUAUCACGCGGCCAAGGAGAAAGUUCGAAUUUGCAGACGAUGGAUUCUUCUCCGAUAUUCCAACAAACCAAACAUGCCCAGGUAUAGGCUUAUAAACGCUGCCGUGACUCCCCUUAUCCUUUCACUUGCGGAUCAACAACUAGUAACAAGUUCCGCUGUCAUGAUUGCCGGACUCUACAAUUUUCACACAAUCAGUGCCUACCAUUACAACAUCAUCGUGUAUCUAGCUUGGUUUUCUAGCUUUACACAUACAGUAGCUUUUGUUUCCAUGGGCGAUCAUUUUUUACAAAACCACGUAUUGGCAGGAAUUAGAUUCUGUGGAUACAUCGGCAACUUCAUACUUUUUAUCUUCGCACAAUCUAGAGCGAGAAGCUUUGGAAACACAGCUGGCAUGUAUAGAUCGUACAACAGCGAGCAUCUAUCUGGUGAAGCAGCAGCUUGUCUGGCAAGAUGUGCAGCCCAGUUUCCAUAUCAUGGCUAUGACCACCAGCUUCGUAUCGCUACCUUAUCUUUCCUUUUCUUCCAAGCAUUUCUCCAAUGCAUUCCACAGUGCAUUCGGAAUGGUUUCAGUCUUUCCAUUUAUAGCUGGUGUUUGAAAAUCUUCUGCAUCACUGAUCGCGAGAAACCGUGUUUGUGGCUAGCUUACGCCUUUCAGACUGUAAUUGUAUCGUUUUGGGUGAUACCUAUUCCUCCAAUUUUACUUGGACUGGGUUUUGGCGUUAGACGUGCCCUUGUGUUCAGGGACAUAUCCCGAUAUCCAGGAUUAGAAACCACCGAAGACUUCAUCGAACAGCAAAAUGCAUGGACCUUUGGUCAAUUUGUUGCGUGUAUCCUCUUAGUCCUUCCCAUAAUUGCUGCACUUGAGGGUUAUUUGGACGAGCGGGAAAAAAUCUCCGACGAGAACCGAGAAGCUGGCCUUCCAAGCCAUGAUUCUCAAUGGAAGCACCGUUUCAACGUACUAUUGAAAGUCACACAUCUCGGAAAACCACCCACAGCAAAAGACCCUGGACUUCGAAAUCGCAUAUCUGCCUGGGCCGACAACAAUAGCAUUGACCAUCCCGCUGGUAGAGAUGCAGAGAGACCCAGUAACAUCGAAGUGGCUUCGCGACAAAAUACUAGAUUAUCCCAACCUCGUGAACGUCAACUUUCUUUGUCAAAUUCUUCAAGACUAUUCACCUAUGAGUCUGGUGAACUAGUUCUGCUUCCUCACAUUAAAGAAAUUUCCCUGGGGCUAGAUUGUGUUGUGAAUUCGUCAACAUAA
This is a messenger RNA of Botrytis byssoidea, 1512 nucleotides long. RefSeq lists its product as uncharacterized. NCBI's taxonomy places the organism in Eukaryota, Fungi, Ascomycota, Leotiomycetes, Helotiales, Sclerotiniaceae. The coding region runs from base 1 to 1512 and encodes 503 amino acids. The transcript has 3 exons. The record is from RefSeq and is a predicted model, not a curated record.